Symbiodinium natans is the source of this 555-nucleotide messenger RNA. The record is from the annotation of a GenBank genome assembly. NCBI's taxonomy places the organism in Eukaryota, Dinophyceae, Suessiales, Symbiodiniaceae.
AUGCCAUGGGCCUGCGUGAGAUGCGGGGAGGGCACCUAUCGCCGGGACAAGCUGUGUCAAGCAAGCAGAGGCACGCGCAGAGGAUUCAACAACAAAAAAAUCCCUGCGACCAGAGUGAAGACAAAGAGGCGACUGGAGCCGAAAGAAACGAUUUGGGGUCAUGAGCAGCCCAACUCCAAGGAUGACAAGGCGAAGACGAAGAAAACGGAACCGACGAAUGUGAACCAGGACGAGGCCGCCGAGACUGAGAAGGACCCAGCCGAGCAGGACCAUGCCCAGAACGAGGGGGCAAAUGUGAGCCACGUUCUUAGCAACUUCAACUCGGUUCUUGCAUUCGCAUUCUUUAGCUUGCGGACCUCCAUUGUUGUGUUUUCCUCAGGGCCCAGCGAAGUUUGCUACGUGGAUGUCGAAGAGCAUCCAUGGGUGCAGGAGGUGCUACGGACGUUCCGACAGCUUCGCCAAGAGUACCAGGGCAAUCUUGUGCAGAUGCAAGAGCAAGAGGACACCAUUCAGGCCCUGGAACGAGACUCGCUUGCAGGAAUGUUCGUUUCUUGA